Oncorhynchus gorbuscha (pink salmon) is the source of this 3250-nucleotide messenger RNA. RefSeq names its product interferon regulatory factor 3 (gene irf3). Bases 224 to 1516 code for a protein of 430 amino acids. Gene Ontology annotation, cellular component: nucleus. The transcript is spliced from 11 exons. NCBI's taxonomy places the organism in Eukaryota, Metazoa, Chordata, Actinopteri, Salmoniformes, Salmonidae. The record is from RefSeq and is a predicted model, not a curated record. Gene Ontology annotation, molecular function: DNA-binding transcription factor activity, RNA polymerase II-specific; RNA polymerase II cis-regulatory region sequence-specific DNA binding; protein binding. Gene Ontology annotation, biological process: regulation of transcription by RNA polymerase II; immune system process.
ACGAAACUGAAGACACUGGAUUUCCCAAGAAAGCAUUCGCUUGAUAGCACAUAUAUAGAGAGAUAUAUCGGUUUGAAUUUUAUGCGAGUUUCUGUAGUCACGGUCGACACACUUCAUAUUUUUUGCAUAAUAUAUCUUAAUGAUAAUUACCAUUACCUUUACUUUAAUCCAGACAAUACUGAUUCGUGAACUUCGGCACACUGUCCGAAGACGAGAUUAAGACAUGUCUCAAUCCAAACCGCUCCUCAUCCCUUGGCUGCGCGAACAGAUAAAUAGUGGCCGGUAUCCCGGGGUUACCUGGACCAAUCAGGAGCAAACAGAGUUCUGCAUCCCUUGGAAACAUGCUUUGAGGCAGGAUUCCUGCAGCGAUGAUGUACUUAUUUUCAAGGCGUGGGCUGAGGUUAGCAAUGGUAGGGUUCAAGGCGACCACUCCAUUUGGAAGAGAAACUUCCGUUCUGCCCUCCGAGCCAAGGGGUUCAAAAUGCUUCUUGACAACAAAAAUGAUGCAGCCAACCCCAACAAACUGUUCCAGUGGCCAGAUGAGGCACCUACAGGAGGAUCUCAGCACCCAGAACAUGAUCUGUAUCAAGAUCCCAGUCCAUUACAAGAAAGUCAUGGUCUACCAUGUUUUAAUGACCUUUACCUUGCAACAGAAGAAACUGUAUACACAGCAGAGGGGAUCUCAACCACUAUCAACCAGGAUAUACUUCAGAAAUGUCUGCAAGGGUUGUACAUUGAACAAACAGGGCAACCAGUUGUAAUGGAGGAUGCUGUGUUGCCCCCGCAACCGGUGUAUCCAAUGGAUGGAGCUGUCGGUGGUGCCCAUGAACAGCAGGUGGUGGAGCAGUUAACAAAUGAAUUGUCCAGAACCAUGGUGGGCGAACAUUUUAAAACUCACUUCAGGGUUUCUGUGUACUACCGGGGAGUGAAGAUGCCUGAGCAGCUGGUUGAGAACGAGGCAGGGUUCAGAUUAGUCUACAGACCUGAACUUACACAACCGCUUCUGGACCCAGAUUCUGGCCUGAAUCUGGUCUCUCUGCCCAGUCCACCGCCUGUCCAGGACGAAACUCAGGCCAAACUGACCCAAGAUAUCCUGGCUCUCCUGGGAGAGGGCCUGGAGGUGGGUGCCUCCGGGUCCAUCAUCUACGGACUCCGUAAGGGUGAAAUUAAGGCCUUCUGGAGCCUUGACAAGUUUGACAAUAGCAGGAGGCCCCAGGGAGUGUCCAAAUGCCCGGAACCACUAUAUCAGGUCAAGGACUUCUAUGGAGGGCUGUUGAAGUUCAUAAACAACGAAGGAAAAUGUCCUCCCUUUUCUCUAUUCUUCUGUCUGGGAGAGAAGUGGCCAGACCCGGACAACAGACCCUGGGAGAAGAAACUGGUCAUGGUCGAGGUGGUGUUAACCGCUCUGGAGCUACUGAAGUCAAUGGCGGUGGAAGGUGGUGCCUCCUCUCUGCAGUCUGUGGAACUGCAGCUGUCCUUGCAGGAGUCCCUGCAGGAGAUGAUGGACUUGUGCUAAAGAGGGACUGAUCCACCUACUGUAAAAUACUGAGUAUCCAUUCUGUCUUAACGUUUACUAUUUUGUGUGACCAUAUUUGAUCAACUGUUCAGAACCAAAACAACCGUAUGUGAGGGGGGAAUGGGUUAAAUAAGCAUUUAAGUUUAAUGUCUAAUAGGGAACCUCACUCUGUUUUGGGGUUUUUCAAUGAUACUGUAAUCAACAAGGCAUGCAGGGUUCUAAAUUGCAACUAUUUUGGUCACAUAUGCUUCUUAAUAUUUUGCUGUGUGACCUGUAUUUUUUUAUUUGGGAGCACCAGUGUGCUGGUGCUGAUUGCACACGUAGACUACAGAAACACCGCUAACCAAACAACAGUCUAUGUAUUGCUGUUGGUUGCUACACUCAAAAUGUAAACUUCUUAGAUUUGUCCUGACCUCAAAGGUGCCCUCAUGAUGUGGUUUAAUUUAGGACAAAACGGAAUUAGCCAACAAAAAUGCCCAAACUAUGUAGAAGCCUAAUAUUCUUCUCAUGUAGUUUCAAUGACAGGUAUUUGUAUAAAUUUUAGCUUUUUAUAAUAAACAAAUGUGUUUACAGGGUUACCUAUUCGUUUCUAGGGCACAACAUGUGCUUCAGAAGUUGUUUGAAUUCUACACCUGCAUUGCUUGCUGUUUGGGGUUUUAGGCGGGGUUUCUGUACAGCACCUUGAGAUAUCAACUGAUGUACGAAGGGCUAUAUAAAUACAUUUGAUUUGAUUUGAUAUAGGCUAUAUCCACUUUUCUGGUGCUUUUAAAUGUUAUGUUGUGCUCCUAACUUUUUCAAAUUGUGAGCACCAGUUCAUGAUUAUUAAUUGAGGAUAAAUAUCAAAUCAAGCACAGUUAUUAAACUGUUAUUAAACAGUUAUCUAAACUGGAGAGGUAAUGCAUAGGCAUGGCAUCUAUUUCACUUAAGUCUUAAUAAAUAAUAACUGUAAUAUGGUACAAUGGAUUUCACACCUUUAUUUAAAGGUCGACUGGCCAAUAGCAUGUAUGAGAUUGAAUGCAUCACGCAUCACUCAUCAUAACUAUCUCAUCUCGUUUUCAAAACCAAUAUACAUAAGACAAGACUUAACUGUAUGCUGCGGUGAGACUAAUUCAGACUACAAUAAAUAAAAAAUACCUUUUAAAAAUGUGUUUUAAUCUACAUCACUUUCUUCACUCUAUCAUUGUAGCUGACCAAAAAUACAAUUUAUGGAAUAUUGAUAUAUUUGCACACAGCUUCCCUUCAGGAUUCACUCCCUGCCUGGAUAAUGUUGUCCCUGUGGACCAAUGAGAAGAAACCAUGAUCGAGAAACAGUAGUGCUGACAGUAGGCACUUGUAGAUUUGGGAGGAUUGGUAAAGCAUUAUGAUAAAAGGCUGGGUUUAGAUGUCGCCAUAUUGCUUACACCUAUCCAAUCCUCUCAGAUCUAUAAGCGUGGUAGGGAGUAGGGUCAAGGGAUCGAUUUUGGGAUUCAGAAAGUAUGUCCAAGAAAAAUGUGGCUGACUUGACUGAAAGGUAGACAAAAUGAAGCUGCUGGGUAGGGUAUAGACCUGUGUAAUUGUGUACUACAGUGCCUUCAUAAACUAUUCACACCCCUUUACUUUUUUUCACAUUUUGUUGUUAGAAAGUGGGAUUAUAAAGUAUGUCAUUUUUUUGUCAAAAACUAGACAAAAUAUUCUGUCAAAGUGCAAGAAAAUGAAAACAUUUAAAAAUGGAAAAUAAAACUAUCUUGAUUUAGA